CAGCUUGACCUGGUUCAUUAUGUUUUUGGGUUCCAACCAACCAAAAUCUCGCAUUGCAGAGGCAAAUCGACACAUAUCAGAACUUUGCAAAAGGGUAUCCGAACUUGAAGAACAGUUGACGCAUAAAGAAGCCGAAUUGAAAGAAAAGGAGGAGAAUUUCGCAAUCGCUAUGCAGGAAAUUGGUGAGAAGCGUCGUCUGGAGCUGAAGGAGCUUAAUGCUUUAAUUUAUCAACAAAAUCUGAAAUUGCAACAUUAUGAAAAGGAUAUGUCCGCUCGAGAUUCGGAAUUAACUGUUCUACGAAAGCGCUGCCGCAUGUUCGAUGAAGUACUUCGAUACAAAGCCACCCUCGGAAAGCUAACGAUCACGUUGGAGCAGGCCGAGCAGUACGCCUCUUUGACCAGCAAUGCACGGGGCUAUGCUCGAGGUUACCAAGCUGACCCCGAAUGCGUGCAUACCGAUCCGGCUCCCCUUAUGAUCCGAGACGUCCCGACCAACAGCAUGUGGGACGUCACGGAGUUGAAUGGCGUCGCACCUCCGAUCAACGGUGUGAGCGAGCCAAACUUACUUGCAUUGUCGACAAAUCAACUGCUGCCGUCUGGAAAAGGCUAAUUCCAUAUCUGGAUCCCCCCCCCCGCACCAUUCCAUUCUGAUGUUGAGGUUCUUCCAAGCAACCGCACCAAUAUGCCUGUGUGUAUAUGGCUACCUGCGCACACAAAGGUUUCAGCGCCUUCUGUCAAUCGUAAGCAUACGCUCAACACAGCCCCACUUCCUGUGCCGCCUGCCUGCCUGCAUUCAACGAGCCUCAUGUAUAUGGCCUUAUACUUCCCUCCGCUGUGAUGUUUUAUAAUACCUUUGUUCAUACUUUUAUGGCUCAUUAUUGUCUCCUAGUGAUCAUUUUUGCGUUAUUUCAGAGUACAUGAUGGCUCUUUCAUUCUCUUUAUCACCAUAUUUUCCGGAACUCUUUCUUAGGAUAAGCUUAUCGAAUCAACCAUGCUCCCUGUGUUGAUAAACUUUUUUUCUCGACGAUACGAGACACGCCUAUCUCGACAUGAUCGAGUAUGUGCACAGAACGUUGAUCACAGGUAAACCUGGAAAAUCACAUCUCAAGUCAGCUACGGG
Dicrocoelium dendriticum is the source of this 1120-nucleotide messenger RNA. The record is from the annotation of a GenBank genome assembly. Lineage: Eukaryota; Metazoa; Platyhelminthes; Trematoda; Plagiorchiida; Dicrocoeliidae.